This is a messenger RNA of Nerophis lumbriciformis (worm pipefish), 4591 nucleotides long. RefSeq names its product adhesion G protein-coupled receptor G2a (gene adgrg2a). Gene Ontology annotation, biological process: adenylate cyclase-activating G protein-coupled receptor signaling pathway; cell surface receptor signaling pathway. Gene Ontology annotation, cellular component: plasma membrane. Gene Ontology annotation, molecular function: G protein-coupled receptor activity. NCBI's taxonomy places the organism in Eukaryota, Metazoa, Chordata, Actinopteri, Syngnathiformes, Syngnathidae. The record is from RefSeq and is a predicted model, not a curated record.
CAAGGGACACGCCACAGAAGAAGACUUGAAGCAAUGGAAGCGACUUUACACUGUGAGACAAGUCCUCCCACUUAGGAGAAGAAGCAUCAGAAGGAUGUACAUUUUUCUUCAGGUAUUCUGGAUUUCUGUACUUGGAGCCUCUUCGGUCUCAGGUUACUUCCUGGGGGACACCAAGGCGGUUCUGUACGGCUGCAAGGACCACUGGACCCUGCAGGACAGGACAGCCAUGCCCUUGCUCUACCGCAUGACCGUGUGCGUGGACGUGCGCCUGGUGGACCCCGGUGCCUGGGUGGCCUUCACCUACAGCUCGGCCCAUGUCCCCAGGCCCGGGCUGGGCCUGGAGGGGGACGCGGGGGCGCUGUACGGGUGGCUGCUGGGGGUGAGACAUCGCUUCCCGGUCAGUCUCGCCCUGGGUCGCUGGCACAGGGUGUGCUUGAGGAGGGACGUCCCCGGGAACUCCUUUAGCCUGGAGCUGGAUGGACGUCUGGUGGCGGAGCGCACCGUCAUCGCCCAGGCCAUCCCUCCAUCGGGCUCCCUGUGGCUGGGCUGCCGACGGCAAGCGCCCGGGGAGGCGCUGGGCCGGCUGGAGGUCUACAUGUUCCGCAUGUGGGCCGACCUGGCCCGCCGGGGCGCCUGCGAGGACGGCGCCGUGAUCGGCUGGGACGCCCACUUCUGGGGCGUGACCAGUCCUCGGGCCCGGCAGACGGACGACGGCCUCCCUUGUGCUCAAACGCCUGAACUUGGACACUCCUUUUCCCCUCCACCUUUAUUGACCUCCACAAUGGACACUAGUCAGCCUCCGUCAGUCAUAGUGGCCUCUAGUGGCCAUGUGGAUAAGCCCUUACCUAUGACUCUGCCCACAACAACACUGCUGGCGACAACAACCAGUGCAACAAUCCCAGUUAGCCCAUUAGCCCCGCCCUCUAGCUCUAUCUUGACCAAUCAGAUAUUAAUCAUCACCACGGUCCCUCCUACAAAGUCUCCGGCACUGGCCGACCAAACCACGCCCACCACAGUGCCCCACCCAACAAGUGCAGACAUCCCAACGAGCACGUUAGCCCCGCCUACAAGCCCCAGCCUGGCCAAUCAAGAGUCCAGAAGCUCCAAAGCUCCUCCUACAAGGUCUUUCGCGCCUGCUGACCAAACCUCACUCAUUGCGGCAACAAAUGCGGACGUCCGAACCAGCACUUUAGUCCCGCCUCCUAGCCCCAUCCUGGCCAAUCAGGAGUCCAGCAGCACCCAGGCUCCUCCUACUGCUCAACAAACCACACCAAAACCCCUCCCACUUGUUGCGUUCACAACAAUCAACGAAAAAGUUCCGGCUAGUACGUUAUCCCCGCCUUCUCGCCCCAACUCGACCAAUCAGGUGUCAAGCACCACCCAGGCUCCUCCUUCAACCCUGUCAGGGUCCCGCCCAUGUGAUUGCACCGCUUCUUGCACCACGACAAGUCAGUUCUUUGCUAUGCGCGUUAAUAUCAACAGUGCUGCCGUCAAUGUGGAUGCACUACAACAUUUGUUGUCGAGGCUUCCAUGUAGCCCCAUAUCAGGGUGUAAAGACUACCCAGAUAUACUACAGCACUUCCAGGGUGUUCACCUGGAAUGUGACGGCACCCAUCAGAGGUUGAACAGCUGCAUGGUGAUCGUGGAAGUGUCCGGACCGGUCGAUGGCUGCUCGCUCGGGCCGCUCCUGAAGGAGCUGAUUGGAAGUUACGCAGGCGUCACGGGUCAAACGGCGCUGGCACGCAUGGUGGUGUGUGGUUCUCCCGGUGUGCCUCUUCAUCGCCUGCUGGCCUCCAACCUGAGCUGGUCCGCUCAUACCCUGCUGAUGUCAGACAUCUGUCGCCAUGACACCGAUCUACUCCAAUGUGAGACCAACCAGACUCGCGCGGUGCUCCUGGCUGACAGCUGCUCCCCUUCACUAACGCUUCCUCCCGCGGCGAUCCAUGAAGCCAAGCCCACCGCCGCCACCGAUCUGGACAUCUCAGCCGGCGCCGCCUCCGCUAACAUCACGACGCAUCAAAACCUAACGCCAUCCCUCGCUGUGACCACUCAAACAUCUGCUACAGUCAGCGCACCCUCGGCCAACGUGACUACACUUUCCUCCCAUGAUGCAACAGUUAGCUCAACGGCACCUCUUCCUAACGGAACUACCGCAACAGAGCGCCAUGUGACCAACGCCAUUGGAAAUGAACACACGACACAAUUAAACGCCACUUCCACGACCAAGCGCACUGCGGGACCGCAACACAACUCAACACUUCCUGAUGACAGCCAAACCUUGGCGACCACGUCCAGUAACAACGUGGCUCCUUCAGCCCCCCUCAUCAUGGCCGACAUGACGACUAACCUCAACAACGCCGCCAAUUCAAGUGAUGAACCCGCACUUAUCCUGUUGACGUUUCCCGCCCAAAACGACAACACAGCCAUGACAACAGCUGGCCCCAUAGUGACUUCCUCUGCAUCUCCUGGGACAAAAACCCCCCCGGAGGGGCAAGUGGACAAACUUCUGGAAAGAACUCAGGACAGCUCUCAGCUCAACUCCUCGCAGGUAGCGGACGUGGUCGACCAGCUGGAGAAACUUCUGGAUGCUGCAACAGUCUCCCAGGCGGUGGGGAGGAAAGCCAUCAGCAUCGUGAGCCACCUGAUGGAAGUUGACCCACGAGUCCUGUCAGCGUCUUCCAACAGGAUCAUUCGCCUGGUGGAGGACUUGGGUCUGAAGCUGGUCGUAAGCGGCGUGUCCGUGGUCCUCUCCUCUGGUUCACUUGUUCUGGCGGUGCAGAAAGUGGACGGCAGCAACUUUCCUGAGAUGUUUGUCAACAUCUACAACACUAAGGAUGUUGAGCUCAGCGUUCCCAGCAGGUCUGAAUCCAGGAGGAGGGACUCCAUCAUAGGGUCCGUGUACCUGCCGUCCUCCAUCUCUGGGGCCUUGACUCCUGCAGAGAAGAUGCAGGUCCAGAGGGUCCAGUUCACCUUCUACACCAAACCCAUCUUGUUCCAGGACGACACGUUGAACAACCAGACUGUGGUCAGCCCGGUUCUGGCGUCCAGUGUCGGCAAUUUGUCCGUAAGCAACCUGACUGAGAACGUGAGCUUCACCAUUCAGAACCUUCAUCCUGUCCACGCCAACUAUGAGGUUACUUGUGCGUUUUGGGACUUCACCGGGAACGGCGGUACAGGAGGUUGGAGCUCAGCAGGCUGCUUUGUGGUGAACUCCACUUCCUGGGGGACAACCUGCACAUGCAACCAUCUCACCUCCUUUGCCGUGCUGCUGGAUCUCUCCAGAGAGGGUGUAAGUGACCCCCAGCAGGCACAAAUUCUCACCUUCAUCACGUAUAUUGGCUGCGGACUUUCAGCUGUUUUUCUCGCCGCCACCUUGUUGACCUACCUUUCGUUUGAGAAAUUGUUGCGAGACAUUCCAUCCAAGAUUCUGGUCCAGCUCUGCUUCUCCCUCCUCUUCCUCAACCUGGUCUACCUGCUGGACGGCUGGCUGGCGCUCUACCCGGCCGGCGGCCUUUGCAUCAGCACCGCCUUCUUCCUGCACUACUUCCUGCUCACCUCCUUCACCUGGGCGGGGCUGGAGGCGCUGCACAUGUACCUGAGCAUCGUGCAGGUGUUCACGCCAUACCUCAGCCGAUACAUGCUCAAGUUCUCGCUCGUAGGAUGGGGUGCUCCGGUUGUCGUGGUGACGGUGGUGAUCUCAGUGGAUAAAGACAACUAUGGUCUGGUGACGUAUGGAAGGUACACAGAUGGCACCUCAGAUGACUUCUGUUGGCUGCGCAGCGACACGGCCUUCUACGUGGGCGUGGUGACCUACUUCCUGCUCAUCUUCACGUCGUGCCUGCUGGUCUUCGCCGUGGUCAUGGUCCAGCUGUCCCGCAUCAAGAGACAGAACCCGCACAACCAGUCCCCUCACAGAGGCCUGGUCACCGACCUGCGCAGCGUCGUCGGCCUGGUGGUUCUGCUGGGCCUGGCUUGGGGGUUCGCGCUGUUGGCCUGGGGGCCGCUUCACCUGCCCUUUGUUUACCUCUUCACCAUCUUCAACUCCCUGCAAGGCUUCUUGGUCUUCGUGUUCCAUUGCGCCUGCAAGGAGAACGUGCGCCGGCAGUGGAGAACCUACCUGUGCUGUGGCCACCUGCGAUUGGCCAAAAAUUCAGAAUGGAGUCGGACGGCCACGCGGAACAGGAACUUUUCGGCGACGACCUCAUCUGCGUUGGCUCCUCGCCAGCUGUCCUCACGAAGCUCGUCUGUCGCCAGCAACAUCACCAGCAGCAGUUCUGUGUUUGUGGACAGCGGACUGUCCGAUGGUUCCAGCAGUGACGUCAUCCUCAAUGAGCUUCACAGACAGACGGCGUCGCUUUAAGGCCACGCCCACCUUUCAUUACUGUUAUUGCUGCUUUGCUACUAACGAUGUUGUGUUCAUUUGGAUCUCAGUAUUUUUACAGGUGACCUUUUCUAUUUGAAAACCACGUGGUUAGUUUUACUCGGUUUAUAAAGAACUGUUUUUUCCGCAACACGAGUGUACAACGUAUCUAAAAAAUGUUUUGAAUAAAUGUUUUUAUUUAGUGUCUGUCAUGUUUUAGAAUUGGUUGAU